Messenger RNA from Hemicordylus capensis (graceful crag lizard), 3751 nucleotides. Its product is annotated as zinc finger protein 501-like. Lineage: Eukaryota; Metazoa; Chordata; Lepidosauria; Squamata; Cordylidae. The coding region runs from base 379 to 2655 and encodes 758 amino acids. The record is from RefSeq and is a predicted model, not a curated record. Gene Ontology annotation, cellular component: nucleus. Gene Ontology annotation, molecular function: RNA polymerase II cis-regulatory region sequence-specific DNA binding; DNA-binding transcription factor activity, RNA polymerase II-specific. The transcript has 4 exons. Gene Ontology annotation, biological process: central nervous system development; regulation of transcription by RNA polymerase II.
GCUACUCCCGAGGCUACAUUGUUUAACGAGAGAGUGCUCAGCUGCUAAGCAUUUAACUAAUUACUGUAUAAGAAUGGCACAGGUUAAAGAGGAGUUAAGUUGCUUAUCAUUAGUGGCAACAGAAGCACAAGAGCCAGUUCAAGUAGGAAAGAAGGACGUUGGCAACCUUUCAACUGGCUAUAUCCUGGACUUUGGGAAAAGCCCCGCCGCUCCUACAGGAGAACUUAAAGCUUCUCGUCUCUUUCCUGCCCCCCGUGAGGCCAGAACCAGAAACUGACCAUAGUCGUCUGUGAUAUCAAGACCCUGAAGUGCUAAGGUGGAAAAGGCAAGGUGAAGACAGCUGAGCUGAAGUCUUAUUCUCGAUCUCUGGAAGAGAAAAUGGCUUCUGAGGAGGUGGCGGCUGCCCCGCUGGGUCUCCAGGACUGCUUUCUGACAGAGCGGGUGGGUGACAACAUGGCGGAGCAGAGCCCCCGAGAGCAAAGAGAUGCUUCUGAGGGAACCAGAAUCUCCAACCAUGUUUCCCUGGUGAAAAAUGAAGGGCUGCCGACGUGUGAGGAGCCCCACUGGAGGCAGGAGGCCGUGGAGGCAGCGGAAACGCCCCGGCCAGAACCAGAAAACGCCCAGUUCCCAGACCCCCUAUGCUGGGACGAUAUAUUUCUGCCCUCUGUGGAGAAGGCCGCUGACGGCCAACCAGGAAAGUGGAUGUCUCAGCUCAUGCCAGGCCUCAAAGAAGAAGCUCAGUUUGAGAACAGGGAAGUGGGAGACUAUGGGAAGGUGAAGGCGGCCAUCUUGCGGGUGGAUGCCAUCAGCACAGAAGUCCAGCGGCAGCACUUCCGGCGGUUUCAGUACAAGGAGGAAGACGGUCCCCGUGAAGCCUGCAGCCGGCUGUGGUUCCUUUGCCACCGGUGGCUGAAGCCAGAGAGGCACACGAAGGAGCAGAUCCUGGAGCUGCUGAUCUUGGAGCAGUUCUUGGCCAUCCUGCCAGCAGAGAUCCAGACCUGGGUCAAAGAUGGCUGCCCGGAGACCUGUGCUCAGGCAGUCACUUUGGCAGAGGAUUUCCUGCUGAGGCAGCAGGAGCCUGAGAGACCAAAGCAGCAGGUGCCUGGGUUGCUUGAGGCUGCAGAUGUGAACUGCCCCAAGGAAGACAUGGCUCUGUUGGAUGCUGACCAGAGGCCACUGUGCUUGGAGGUGAAGCAGGAGAGUGUUGUGGAUGACGGCUCAUUGGGUAACAUAUCCAUGAGCGAGGACAAUGGAGUGAGUCCCCAGCCAGAACCGUCUGAACCGAAAGAGUCAUGUGGGACAUUGGAGGGCAGCGCUGAGGAGACGUUUUCCACAUUUUGCACACCGGAGGAUGUGUCCGAAGAUCAACAGAGACCAGACAAGCCACAGGAAAAGCCAUCAAGGAAGAGAGUACGAAAAUCCGUUCCAUUGGUGGGUGGCCAUGAAGAUCUCAGUGUAGCCAUGACAGAAAAGGAAGCCAACGAGAGUGAGACACCCGUGAAGAUCAUAGUGUACGAAGAAAACUUCAGCCAGAGUUCAGAUCACACAGGAGAGAAAAUUCACAAAUGUUUAGUGUGUGGCAAGAGCUUCAGUCUUAGAUCACGCCUUAUUGUCCACGAGCGAACCCACACGGGGGAGAAACCGUACACAUGUUCCGACUGUGGGAGAAGUUUCAGUGUGAGCUCGAGCCUCAUCGCCCACCGGAGAACCCACACAGGAGAGAAACCCUACAAAUGCUCUCACUGCGCCAAGAGCUUCAGCGUGAAGUCGGGGCUGAUCGCUCAUGAGAGAACCCACACAGGAGAGAAACCCUACAAAUGCUUGUACUGCAGCAAAAGCUUCCGUCGCAAUUCAGGCCUCGUUAGUCACCAGAGAAUCCACACUGGGGAUAAGCCGUACCAGUGCUCUGUGUGUGAGAAAAGCUUUAGCGACAUCUCAAACCUUAUCACCCAUCACAGAAUCCAUACAGGGGAAAAACCCUAUAAAUGCUUGGAGUGUGGGAAAAGUUUCAGUCAGAGUUCAUACCUCAAUAGCCACCAGAGAAUCCACACGGGAGAGAAGCCAUACGAAUGCUCCGAAUGUGGGAAAACAUUUAGCGUGAGUUCUCGCCUGAGGAAGCAUCAGAGAAGCCACACAGGCGAGAGACCGUUUAUAUGUUUGGACUGUGGGAAAACCUUCAGCGAGAGCUCGGAUCUCCUUGCUCACGAGAGGGCGCAUACAGGGGAGAAGCCCUAUAGGUGUUCAUUCUGUGGCAAGAGCUUUUUGCGCAGUUCAGAGGUGGUUAGUCAUGAGAGAAUCCACACGGGCGAGAAACCAUACCAGUGCUCCGAGUGCGGGAAAAGCUUCAGUGUGAGCUCUCGCCUAAGUGCCCACCGAAGAAUCCACACAGGAGAGAAGCCAUUUCAGUGCAUGGUUUGCGAGAGAAGCUUCAGCUACAAAUCCCAUCUCAUUACGCAUCAGAGGAUCCACACCGGCGAGAAACCCUUCCAGUGCUCCGUCUGUGGGAAGAGUUUCCGUGGGAGCUCCAGCCUUGUUGCACACGAGAGAACGCACACAGGGGAGAAACCAUAUCGGUGCUUGGACUGUGGGAAAAGUUUCACCCAGAGCUCAAACCUUAUUAGCCAUCAGAGAAUCCAUGCAGAAGGCAAUUCCUGAAAAAUGGGUGAACCUCCAUUGGUUAAUCUAAUCCUGCCCCCUUCCUCCACUUUUUAACAAGACUUGGUUGCUUGGUACUUUAUUUAGUGACCUGUCUUUUCUCCGGAAGGGGCAUUUCCGGAAGCUACACACAAGCAGCGAAUGCAUGCAUAUCAUCAAUACAAAGCCCUUUAAAGCAAAGAGGGAUGUGGCAGGUCAGUCCAAACCAAAAUGGAUGGCCCUUGGUCAACGCACAAUAUUUGCCCUGUAGAGAGAGAGAUGCAUUGAGUACAUAUGAGGACUGGCAGUUAGAAAGCUCAUUUAUCUGUUUUGCCUCUCCUGGCCCAGUUUCUCAGCUCUUUUAGAAAUAUUUCCUACUCUCCAAAAAGAGGGAGGAAGGAUUCCUCCAGGCUUGUACAGAUUGUUCAGAAAAGAAGAGAAGACACCCAUUGAAAUCAACAAAGGGAGACCUCAUUUUUCAAAGCCAGGCUUAACCGCUUUCCAGUUACUGCCACACUAUCUAUAAAACAAGAACCCUACCAGACCAGUUUAACCUUGCUCUGAAAAGGGACUAGUUCUGUUGAACAGAAAAUGUUCUUGAGAAAGACGACACGAGCCUGCUUCUGAAACUGAGCAUUUGCUGCCGUCUCCAAGCAGUUGAAACGCAAAGGGGGAUGAAUCCUCACACUUUCAGAAUCCUGUGCUUUCGACUUUUUAGUUUCCACUUUAAAGGUAGCAUUCUUUUUUACACGCCUCAAAAACCGAGUGCCUCUGAUGUGGGGAAAAUGAGAUGGCUGUUAGAUGCUGGAAGCAGAUGGCAACAAAGAGAGAGAGAUAGCCAGAGAGAAGUAUUUAGGUGAAUGUUUAAUCUCGCCCCUCCACCCCCACCACUUCAUUAACAAAGGGCCAAUUCAUACAGCCUGCAGAAUCAAGUUGGAAAGUUUCUUUGGACGUACGACUUCAGGCUAUGGGGUGGUAGGAUUCAUGUUCUCAAUUUCUAUUAAUAAUUAAAUAAUAAAAUCAUCAGUGUUUGGGUCACACAAGCCUUGUAGCUGAGUGUCAAGACAGAGCACACAUUUUCCUAAUAAAUAAACAUAAAAUAUUGACAUGCUCACUA